ACAAAAAAAAAAUAUGGAAAAUGAUUUGUGUGAGGAGAAAAUUAAAUGUGAACAAGAAUGGAAUUCGGUGGAAUUACCUGAUGAGAUGCCAGAGGAUAGAAGAGAAACUUCAUACACAGAUCUAACUACACACAGACAGACUCAUACAGGAGAGAAACCAUAUCACUGUGAUAUUUGUGGUAAAUCAUUUUUUGAAAGAAGUUCUUUAAAUACUCAUGCGUGUGUCAAUGCAGAAAAGAGAUCAUAUCAGUGUGAUAUCUGUGGUAAAUCAUUCUCUACAGCAAGUCAUUUAACUACACACAAGCGGACUCAUACAGGGGAGAGGCCCUACCCAUGUGAUAUCUGUGGCAAAGCGUUCUCUAAAACUAGCCACUUGAGCAGACACAAAUAUAUUCAUACAGGAGAGAAGCCGUAUGAGUGUGAUAUCUGUGGUAAAUUAUUUACGGUGAUAAGUAAUUGAGUA
This is a messenger RNA of Octopus sinensis (East Asian common octopus), 463 nucleotides long. RefSeq names its product zinc finger protein 675-like. The record is from RefSeq and is a predicted model, not a curated record. Gene Ontology annotation, biological process: regulation of transcription by RNA polymerase II. Gene Ontology annotation, molecular function: DNA-binding transcription factor activity, RNA polymerase II-specific; RNA polymerase II cis-regulatory region sequence-specific DNA binding. Lineage: Eukaryota; Metazoa; Mollusca; Cephalopoda; Octopoda; Octopodidae. Bases 14 to 460 code for a protein of 148 amino acids. The transcript has 2 exons.